AUGGGAGAUGCUGAAAUGGCGGUGUUUGGGGCGGCAGCUCCAUACCUGCGCAAGUCAGACAGGGAGCGGCUGGAGGCCCAGACUCGGCCCUUCGACAUGAAGAAGGAGUGCUUUGUGCCCGACCCCGACGAGGAGUUUGUCAAGGCCUCCGUCAUAGGUCGAGACGGCGACAAAGUCACUGUGGAGACAUACAAAGGGAAGGCGGUAACAGUCAAAGAAUCUGAGAUCCUGCAGCAAAACCCUCCGAAGUUCGACAAGAUCGAGGACAUGGCCAUGUUGACGUUCCUGCACGAGCCGGCUGUGCUGUACAACCUCAAAGAGCGUUACGCAGUCUGGAUGAUCUACACCUACUCUGGGUUGUUCUGCGUCACCGUGAACCCCUACAAGUGGUUACCGGUGUACGAUCAGGCAGUGGUCCUCGCUUACAGAGGAAAGAAGAGGAGUGAAGCUCCUCCUCACAUCUUCUCCAUCUCGGACAACGCCUACCAGUACAUGCUCACGGACCGCGAGAACCAGUCCAUCCUGAUCACCGGAGAAUCCGGUGCUGGGAAGACUGUGAACACCAAGAGGGUCAUUCAGUACUUUGCCAGCAUCGCGGCGGGAGGAGGGAAGAAGGACCUCGUCGCUCAAAACAAGGGGACCCUGGAGGAUCAAAUCAUUCAGGCCAACCCAGCCCUGGAGGCUUUUGGUAACGCCAAGACCAUCCGAAACGACAACUCGUCAAGAUUUGGCAAAUUCAUUCGCAUCCAUUUUGAUACUCGUGGAAAACUGGCCUCUGCUGACAUCGAGACUUAUCUCCUGGAGAAGUCACGUGUCAUCUUUCAGCUGAGGGCUGAGAGAGAUUAUCACAUCUUCUAUCAAAUCCUGUCCAACAGGAAGCCUGAAAUACUGGAGAUGUUGCUGGUGACCAACAACCCGUAUGACUACGCCUUCAUCUCCCAAGGAGAAACCACAGUUGCAUCAAUUGAUGAUACUGAGGAACUGAUGGCCACAGAUAACGCUUUUGAUGUUCUGGGCUUCAUUCAAGAAGAGAAGAACUCUGUGUACAAGCUGACUGGUGCCAUCAUGCACUACGGCAACAUGAAGUUCAAGCAGAAGCAGCGUGAGGAGCAAGCAGAAGCUGAUGGCACUGAGGAUGCUGACAAAGCUGCCUAUUUGAUGGGUCUGAACUCUGCAGACCUUGUCAAGGGUUUAUGCCAUCCAAGGGUCAAAGUAGGAAACGAAUGGGUCACUAGGGGACAAAAUGUCCAACAAGUGAAUUAUGCCGUUGGUGCCCUUGCAAAGUCAGUUUAUGAGAGGAUGUUCUUUUGGAUGGUGGGGAGAAUAAACCAAACUUUGGAGACCAAGCAGCCUCGCCAGUACUUUAUUGGUGUGCUGGACAUUGCUGGCUUCGAGAUUUUUGAUUUCAACACCUUCGAACAGCUCUGCAUCAACUUCACUAAUGAGAAGCUGCAGCAGUUCUUCAACCACCACAUGUUUGUACUGGAGCAGGAAGAGUACAAGAAAGAAGGCAUUGAGUGGGAGUUCAUCGACUUCGGCAUGGACCUGCAAGCUUGUAUAGAUCUCAUUGAGAAGCCCAUGGGAAUCAUGUCCAUCCUUGAAGAGGAGUGCAUGUUCCCCAAGGCCAACGAUACCACUUUCAAAGCAAAGCUGUAUGACAACCAUCUGGGAAAAUCUAGCAACUUCCAGAAGCCCAGAAUUGUUAAAGGGAAACCAGAGGCCCACUUUGCCCUGAUCCAUUAUGCUGGUACCGUGGACUACAAUAUUAGCAACUGGUUGGUGAAGAACAAGGACCCUCUGAAUGAGACUGUGGUUGCACUGUACCAGAAAUCAUCUCUCAAGUUGCUAGCCACACUUUUUGCUAACUACUCUAGUGCAGAUCAAGCUAUGCAAGAUGCAAAAGAAGGAAAGAAAGAAAAGAAGAAAAAAGGAUCUUCUUUCCUAACUGUGUCUGCUCUUCACAGGGAAAACCUCAAUAAGCUGAUGACGAACCUGAGGUCAACCCACCCCCACUUUGUGCGCUGCAUCAUCCCCAAUGAGACCAAGACUCCUGGGGCCAUGGACAACCCUCUGGUCAUGCACCAGCUGCGCUGUAAUGGUGUGCUGGAAGGCAUCAGGAUCUGCAGAAAGGGCUUCCCCAACAGGAUCCUCUAUGGAGACUUCAAACAGAGAUAUCGCAUCCUCAACCCUUCUGCUAUCCCAGAGGGUCAGUUCAUCGACAGCAGAAAGGGAGCUGAGAAACUGCUGGGUUCCCUGGACAUUGACCACAAUCAGUACAGGUUUGGACAUACCAAGGUGUUCUUCAAGGCUGGUCUUCUGGGUCAUUUAGAGGAGAUGAGAGAUGAACGUCUUGCCAAAAUCAUUACAGCCAUCCAGGCCCGAUCGCGGGGGCUCCUCUCCAGAAUUGAAUACCAGAAGAUGGUGGAUCGCAGAGAUGCACUACUUGUCAUCCAGUGGAAUGUGCGAGCCUUCAUGAGUGUGAAAAACUGGCCCUGGAUGAAGCUCUACUUCAAGAUUAAACCUUUGCUGAGGUCUGCUGAGGCUGAAAAGGAGAUGGCCAACCUGAAGGAGGAGUUCCUGAAACUUAAAGAGGCUUAUGCUAAAUCUGAGGCCCGCAGAAAAGAGCUGGAAGAGAAGAUGGUCUCUCUUCUCCAAGAGAAGAAUGACCUUCAGUUACAAGUCCAGGCUGAGCAAGACAAUCUUUGUGACGCUGAAGAGAGAUGUGAUCAACUGAUAAAAAACAAGAUCCAGAUGGAGGCCAAAGUCAAAGAACUCACAGAAAGGCUGGAGGAUGAGGAGGAGAUGAAUGCAGAGCUGACUGCUAAGAAGAGGAAGCUGGAGGAUGAGUGUUCUGAGCUGAAGAAGGACAUUGAUGACCUGGAGCUCACUCUAGCUAAAGUGGAGAAGGAGAAACAUGCCACUGAGAACAAGGUAAAGAACCUGACUGAAGAAAUGGCAGCUUUGGAUGAUAUCAUUGCCAAACUGACCAAGGAGAAGAAGGCUCUGCAGGAAGCUCACCAGCAAACCCUGGAUGACCUGCAGAGUGAGGAGGACAAAGUGAACACACUGACCAAGGCCAAAGCCAAACUGGAGCAACAAGUUGAUGAUCUUGAAGGGUCUCUUGAGCAAGAAAAAAAGGUACGGAUGGAUCUUGAGAGGGCAAAAAGAAAGCUGGAAGGAGAUUUGAAAUUGACCCAAGAAAGCGUAAUGGACCUAGAGAACGACAAGCAACAGCUGGAAGAAAGGCUGAAAAAGAAAGACUUUGAGAUCAACCAGCUCAACAGUAAAAUUGAGGAUGAACAGGCUAUGAUUGGACAGCUCCAGAAGAAACUGAAAGAGCUGCAGGCUCGUGUGGAAGAGCUGGAGGAGGAGCUGGAGGCUGAAAGAGCUGCUCGUGCCAAGGUGGAGAAGCAGAGGGCAGACUUGUCCAGAGAGCUGGAGGAGAUCAGCGAGAGGCUGGAGGAGGCUGGUGGGGCCACAGCUGCCCAGAUUGAGAUGAACAAGAAGAGGGAGGCAGAGUUCCUGAAGCUGCGUAGAGACCUCGAAGAGGCGACACUGCAGCAUGAAGCUACAGCUGCCACACUGAGGAAGAAACAUGCUGACAGUGUGGCUGAUCUGGGGGAGCAGAUCGACAACCUGCAGAGAGUGAAGCAGAAGCUGGAGAAGGAGAAGAGCGAGCUGAAAAUGGAGCUAGAUGACGUUGUCUCCAACAUGGAGCAAAUUGUCAAGUCCAAGACAAAUCUGGAGAAGAUGAGCAGAACUCUGGAAGAUCAAGCCAGCGAAUUCAGGGCCAAGUGUGAGGAGAAUCAACGCUCUAUCAAUGACUUUACAACUCAGAGAGCAAAACUUCAAACAGAAAAUGGGGAGCUCAUCCGACAACUAGAAGAAAAAGAAUCUCUAAUAUCUCAGCUGACGAGAGGAAAACAGUCUUAUACGCAACAGGUUGAGGAUCUCAAAAGACAACUAGAAGAGGAAGUGAAGGCCAAGAAUUCCCUGGCCCAUGCAGUGCAGUCUGCUCGCCAUGACUGUGAUCUGCUGAGGGAGCAGUAUGAGGAGGAGCUGGAGGCCAAGGGUGAGCUCCAGCGUAGUCUCUCCAAGGCCAACUCUGAGGUGGCUCAGUGGAGAACCAAGUAUGAGACUGAUGCCAUCCAGAGGACUGAGGAGCUGGAGGAUGCAAAGAAGAAACUGGCUCAGCGACUGCAGGAUGCAGAAGAGGCUGUGGAAGCUGUAAACGCUAAGUGUUCAUCCCUGGAGAAGACAAAACACAGACUGCAGAAUGAGAUUGAAGACCUCAUGGUCGAUGUUGAGAGAUCUAAUGCAGCUGCUGCCGCUCUGGACAAGAAGCAAAGAAACUUUGACAAGGUCCUGGCUGAGUGGAAGCAGAAGUAUGAAGAGUCACAGAGUGAGCUGGAGAGCUCCCAGAAGGAGGCCAGGUCUCUCAGCACUGAACUCUUCAAGCUGAAGAACUCCUAUGAGGAAUGUCUGGAUCAUCUGGAGACGAUGAAGAGAGAGAAUAAAAUUUUGCAAGAGGAAAUAACUGAUCUCACUGAGCAACUUGGUGGGAGUGGAAAGAGCAUCCAUGAACUGGAAAAAAUCCGGAAGCAGCUAGAACAGGAAAAGAGUGAGAUUCAAGCUGCUCUGGAGGAAGCAGAGGCCUCCCUAGAGCACGAAGAGGGUAAGAUCCUGAGAGCCCAGCUGGAGUUCAAUCAGGUAAAAGCCGAUAUUGAGCGCAAGCUGGCUGAGAAGGAUGAGGAGAUGGAGCAGGCAAAGAGGAACCACCAGAGGGUCGUAGAUACUCUACAGAGCUCUUUGGAGGCAGAGACUCGCAGCAGGAAUGAAGCUCUGCGGCUGAAGAAGAAGAUGGAGGGAGACCUCAAUGAGAUGGAGAUCCAGCUCAGCCAGGCCAACAGGCAGGCGUCUGAGGCACAAAAACAACUGAAGGCUCUCCAUGCACAUCUGAAGGAUACUCAGCUACAGUUGGAUGACUCUCUCCGUGCCAAUGAUGAUCUGAAGGAGAACACUGCGAUUGUAGAGAGACGCAACAAUCUCCUGCAGGCAGAGCUGGAGGAGCUCAGGUCCAUGGUGGAGCAGACAGAGAGAGCCCGUAAACUGGCUGAACAAGAGCUGCUGGACGUCAACGAGAGGGUGCAGCUACUGCACUCACAGAACACCAGCCUGCUCAACCAGAAGAAGAAGCUGGAGGCGGAUACAUCGCAGCUUCAGACCGAGGUAGAGGAGGCUUUGCAGGAAUGCAGGAACGCCGAGGAAAAAGCCAAGAAGGCCAUCACUGAUGCUGCCAUGAUGGCGGAGGAGCUGAAGAAGGAGCAAGACACCAGUGCUCACCUGGAGCGCAUGAAGAAAAACAUGGAGCAAACCAUCAAAGAUCUGCAGCACCGUCUCGAUGAAGCUGAGCAAAUUGCCAUGAAGGGGGGCAAGAAGCAGGUGCAGAAGCUAGAAGCCAGAGUCAGAGAACUGGAAACUGAAGUCGAGGCAGAACAGCGGCGGAACAGUGAAGCCAUUAAGGGAAUACGCAAAUAUGAGAGACGCAUCAAGGAGCUCACCUAUCAGACUGAGGAGGAUCGUAAGAACAUGGCCCGCUUGCAGGACCUGGUGGACAAACUGCAGCUGAAGGUGAAAUCCUACAAGAGAGCUGCAGAGGAGGCUGAGGAACAGGCCAACACCAAUCUCGGCAAGUUCCGCAAGCUGCAGCACGAGCUGGACGAGGCUGAGGAGAGGGCCGACAUCGCCGAGUCUCAGGUCAACAAGCUGCGUGCCAAGAGCCGUGAUGUUGGCCCAAAGAAAGGGUUUGAUGAAGAGUGAAGCUCUCUGAUGGACCUUUCUGACCACCUCUGCUCUGCUCUGCUCUGCUCUGCUGUAGUUCCUCCCUUUACUAUCACAGUCCUUUUCCAGUAAUUGUGUAGAAUAAUAAAAUUUGU
Scleropages formosus (Asian bonytongue) is the source of this 5936-nucleotide messenger RNA. RefSeq names its product myosin-7-like. Gene Ontology annotation, molecular function: ATP binding; microfilament motor activity; actin filament binding. The record is from RefSeq and is a predicted model, not a curated record. The transcript has 37 exons. Gene Ontology annotation, cellular component: cytoplasm; myosin filament; myosin II complex. Lineage: Eukaryota; Metazoa; Chordata; Actinopteri; Osteoglossiformes; Osteoglossidae. Gene Ontology annotation, biological process: cardiac muscle contraction; sarcomere organization; muscle filament sliding. Bases 1 to 5820 code for a protein of 1939 amino acids.